GCGGCGGCGGCGGCGGCGGGGCCGUGCCGGGAUGUCGUCGGGGGCUUCGCUGCUGGCGCUGGCCGCGCUGCUCUGCCUCGCCCCCCCGCCGCCGGGUCCCCGUGGAGGGGCGGGGGCGGCGGCGGCGGUGUGGACCGCUUGGUUGAACGUGUCGUGGGAGGACGGCGGGGACCGCAACCGGAGCGGCUGGGAGGCGAGCGAAAGCGGCCUGUACGGGCAGGACUCGCCGCUACAGGCGGCCGCGGGGGUGCUGGUGCUGCCCGACGGCCGCGACUCCUUCAACGCCUGCAGCGCCCGCACCAACUUCAGCGGGGCCCCCCCGCCCGGGGCCGGUACCGGGGCCGGUACCGGUAGCUCCCCGGGCUGGCUCGCCCUUAUCCAGCGCGGCGGCGGCUGCUCCUUCGCCGACAAGAUCCGUGUGGCCGCGGAGCGCGGCGCGGCCGCCGCCGUUAUCUACAACUACCGCGGCACCGGCAACGAGGUGCUGCCCAUGUCCCACCACGGUGCUGAAAGCAUCGUUGCAAUUAUGAUUGGCAACCUGAAAGGCAUGGAGAUCUUACACCGGAUUGAGAGUGGCAUGAAAGUGACUAUGGUUAUUGAAGUGGGGAAAAAGCAUGGUCCCUGGAUGAAUCAAUACUCCAUCUUCUUCAUCUCGGUGUCGUUUUUCAUUGUCACAGCAGCAACUAUGGGCUACUUUAUUUUUUAUUCUGCUCGGAGACUCAGGAUCGCAAGGGCCCAGUCCAGGAAUCAGCGACAACUAAAGGCCAGGGCUAAGAAGGCCAUUGAACAGUUACAGCUGCGCACCCUGAAGCAAGGGGACAAGGAAACUGGUCCUGAUGGAGAUAGCUGUGUUGUGUGCAUUGAGCUGUACAAGCCGAAUGAAGUAGUGCGCAUUCUGACUUGCAACCAUCUCUUCCACAAGAGCUGUAUUGACCCCUGGCUUCUGGAACACAGGACAUGCCCGAUGUGCAAAUGUGACAUACUCAAAGUUUUGGGUGUUGAGGUGGAUGUAGAAGAAGGGGGCGAGUCUGUGCAAGCCACAGUAUCUAGUGGGACAUCAAAUGCCUCUACAGUUAAUGAAGAGGAUAAUCAUAGUGAAACAGCAUCAUCUGGAUAUGCUUCUGUACAAGGAGCAGACGAAUCUAUUCUGGAGGAACAUGCACCAUCAGAAAAUGACAACAUGCAUCUUGUAAACAAUGAAUCCCAGCCCUCUGCUGUGAAUGUCCUUCCACACAUUGACAACCCAAGUUUUGAGGCAGACGAAACACAAGUUCGUGAAGUCAGGUCCUAAGAACAUGCCCAGCAACACGGUGUAAGCCUUCUGCAAGAAGCUGCAUACUGCCAUCACGUGUAUACCAAACAUUGCAAGACUGUAGCAGAAAAAUAUUGCCUUGGCAAUGCUCAGAUCAAAUAGACUUCUUGUUCAAAUCAUAAUUGUAUGGUUUGCCAUUCUUAAAACUGCAUCUCCCAUGUGGAAUUUAGUUUUAGCACUCUUCAGAUAAAGCUGUCUUAAAUAUAAAGAAACCAUCAGAUUUUAACACUAAACCAAAAGUUCCAUCUUCAGCAAAGCUUCUCUUCAGUGUUUGAGUCCUUUAAGGAGAAGAUCCUUUGUUGUAGCUGUCUCUACUGGGAAUUGUUUUAACUUGGGCUUUUUUUGUGGUUUAUUGUUUUAAUUCAAGUGGAUUUUCAUUGUAAACAAAUUGAUUUUGAUCUGGUCUAAUACUUAUUUACCAGGCACAGUUUGGUUUAAAGCAACACUGUAUUUAAUAUUUCAGUGCACUAAUUUGAUAGGAGAAAGUAUAAACUAAUGCCUGUCAAACUGGAUUUUGCCCACAGUGUCUUUGGUUCUCUAGUAAACGGACUGAUUCGCUACCUCUCAACUCCAACCUGCCAACCACGCAUUCCUAAAGGGAAAAAAAAGAGAGCUGCAAGCUGACAGGCCAAAUCUGACUUGCACAAUACUGUAAAGGGAACAAUUGCAGGAACUUUUCAAAGCUGUUAAUAUUAGACAGUCUGAAAGAUCCUCUGUGAUUUUUGGAGUAAUGACCAUCUCUAGCACCAGCAAUAUGCCAGAGUUCUGUCUUUGAGAGUCUGGGAUGACUUCAGGAAGGCUGAACUGAAGAUGAAAAGAUAGAUUCUUCCCAAAGGAUCUGCUGUGUUUUGUUCAGAAAAUGAUCCAGCCUCUGAAAAAUGCUGGACUGUUGCUGUGCAUUGUCUUGCCUGUGUGCUAAAGCUGCAGGGAGAGCUGAUGUCCUGUAAACAUAAUAGAUGAUUGGAAGAGUUGUCUGCCAUCUGUGGGGAGUUGAACUGGGGUCGAAGAGAAACACUGGGUGCCUCAAUAGUAAGUGUAAGGCCUUGCCCAGCAAAGGUAACUAAGGACAUCUUACAGAUGCACUUUAUUUUUUUAUCUCUGUAUCUAUGGCUUGUUUCUAAUGUUAGCAGAACUUUGUCUUAAAGCCCACAAUAAAGUACUCUUGAAUCUGGAGGGGAAAAGCAAUGCAUUUUCUUAGCUGUAAUGCAAUUAAAAUUGUUGUAAAUAUUUUGUGAUUUGUAUUGAAUUUGAAAAUGUAAAUAAAACUAUAUUUUGAUGACCCUGACUGACAUUAAA
This is a messenger RNA of Aquila chrysaetos chrysaetos, 2608 nucleotides long. RefSeq names its product ring finger protein 128 (gene RNF128). The transcript is spliced from 7 exons. The record is from RefSeq and is a predicted model, not a curated record. Lineage: Eukaryota; Metazoa; Chordata; Aves; Accipitriformes; Accipitridae. Bases 32 to 1291 code for a protein of 419 amino acids.